Messenger RNA from Penicillium malachiteum, 690 nucleotides. RefSeq lists its product as uncharacterized. The transcript has a single exon. The record is from RefSeq and is a predicted model, not a curated record. Lineage: Eukaryota; Fungi; Ascomycota; Eurotiomycetes; Eurotiales; Aspergillaceae. The coding region runs from base 1 to 690 and encodes 229 amino acids.
AUGGUCAAUCCUAUAAUUGACGGGCAUGUGCUUUCUGAAAUACCUUUGGCAUCAUUUAUUUCUGGAAAGGUGGUUGAUGUACCUAUGCUGGCAGGCAAUGUUGGGAAUGAAGGCUCCGGUCUACCGCACCUAACUUCCAUUGACGACUAUCGCGCCUAUGUAAAUGCUACUUUUGGGGGAUAUGCAGAUGAAGCAUUGCGCAUCUACCCUGUAGCCAGUGACUCCGAAGCAUGGGUUCUGUCAAACCAGUUGCUGGCCGACCAAGUCUUUGUCUAUUCAACAUGGACAGCAGCACGCCUGCAAGCUCGAAAUUUGAAAUCACCUGUGUGGUAUUACAAAUUUGAACGAGCUCCACCAAUUCCUCCAAAUUCUGAAAUUAUUGAAAGAACGUUUGCCGGGGCCUUCCAUGUGGCCGGCACACCAUACGCGUUUGGAAAUCUCGAUGCAUUGCAGUGGAACUGGACAGAUGGGGAUAAAUCGCUGUCAAAGGACGUGAUGGCAGCUUGGGUGUCUUUUCUGAAAAGUAAAAAUCCGAGUAUCGAGAAGGCAAACCAUGGGGAAUGGCUAAAGCUGAGCCCCAGCAACCACUCUGUUAAGGUUUGGGAUGUUGAUUCGCGACCGGAGCUAGUAGAGCCUCAAUUCAGUGAGAUGAUUUCACUGUGGGAUAAAUUAUAUGGGGUGACAGUCUAG